AUGUCGGUGUCUCAAAGCUCCAGGAAUCGGGUGUACCGCCUUGGUAUUUGGAAGAUGAAAGUGUGGGUCCUGAGGGAAAUGAUGGACCCUGUGGAUCCGAAUACUACACAUCUGGCUCCUCUCUUGACUCAGCCUCUUGUGCUGUUGAAGAUCUUCAAGAAACAAAAGCAUAUUGGAGAGCCUUGUAAUCUUCCCCAGAAGGAAUUAGAAAAUACCUCUACCUCAGAUUACUCCUCCUCUCUCUCUGACUACGAGAAUAGCGAAACCACUGAGUUACCUGAAGAUGUUCCACGUGUUGGGGCCCUUGAGAUGACUCCACCCCAGGUCUGGGAGGAGCGGGAAGCUUCCUCCUCCUUUACCUCCUCCUCCUCUCCCUCCUCCUCCUCCUCUACCUCCUCAGCAGUCCCUAGAUGUGACUGGUGGGGUGGUUUGGAAGUGUUGGAGCCCGCCUCUAAAAAGACCAAACUGGUGCAGUGUGUUUUUUCUCACGCGGCCCAAAAAACAUCUGGGGCCUUUUUAACACCAAAAUGCCAGAAUGCUUUUCUGAGAAGACCCUCUUAUGUGUCUCCACCGAAACGCCUCAGUGACAUGGAGUGCAUCUCAGAUAACAAUGCCCUGCAGGGGAGGGAGAAAGCUGGCAGUGCAGGGGAGCCUCCAGCCCCAGAGGAGGACUCCAGGGCCAAGACACCCAAGGGACUGGGGACCCUGGACAGUGGCUUCAGGUGCCUGGGCUGCUACCAGGUUUUCCGCAGCUUGGAGGUCCUGCAGGAGCACGUGGAAAAUGCGGCCCGUGAGCGCUUCACCUGCCACGUUUUCAACCGUGCCUUUGCACAGAUGCUUAGCAAGCACAAGAAGAGAGCCCGAGAACUGGGAGGAGAAAAUCAAGAUGAGAACAUUUACCUGCCAGACCGAAAACGUUCUCGCAGUAAAACAUCCUCCUGCAUGUAA
Manis pentadactyla (Chinese pangolin) is the source of this 948-nucleotide messenger RNA. RefSeq names its product protein FAM170A-like. Gene Ontology annotation, biological process: fertilization. The record is from RefSeq and is a predicted model, not a curated record. Lineage: Eukaryota; Metazoa; Chordata; Mammalia; Pholidota; Manidae. The transcript is spliced from 5 exons. Bases 1 to 948 code for a protein of 315 amino acids. Gene Ontology annotation, cellular component: nucleus.